This is a messenger RNA of Apus apus (common swift), 2066 nucleotides long. RefSeq names its product coagulation factor X-like. NCBI's taxonomy places the organism in Eukaryota, Metazoa, Chordata, Aves, Apodiformes, Apodidae. The record is from RefSeq and is a predicted model, not a curated record. Gene Ontology annotation, biological process: proteolysis. Gene Ontology annotation, molecular function: serine-type endopeptidase activity.
GGGAGGUGUCCCUGCCCAUGCAGGGGGUUGGAUCUGGAUGAUCUUGAAGGUCUCUUCCAACCCAAACCAUUCUAUGAUUCUAAGUAAGGGAACCUCCUUGAAGCGUUUCUUUUAUUUUCACUAUCUUGUGUUUUGUUUCUUAAGCUUGGUUUUGUGCUUUUGGGGGGAUGUGACAGCCCUGGUGCCUCAGCCCUCCUCAUCUUUUGUACAGGUUUUGAUCCGGAACAGCAAGGACGUUGGUUUCUGCAGGGUGCUCAGCGGUCGCUGGGUGGUCACGGCUGCGCACUGCCUCGCUCUCCUCAGCCCCCACCACGUCACUGUGGGAGACUUUGACAAGUAUCAGAGGGAAUUCAAGGAACAAGUGGUUGGUGUGGAGGAGCUGAGCUGGACACACCCACAUUAUGAUUCAGACAAUUACGAUGGUGACAUGGCCUUGUUGUACCCGAGCAGCCCUGCCCUGGCCACCCUGCUCUCCGAGGGCCGCACGGGGGUGAGUGGCUGGGGCUCCACGCACGAGCAAAGGUCCCUCCUGCGCUUCCUGACGAGCCUGUGGCUGCCCCUGCUGAGCCUGGAGAGCUGCCAGGGCUCCACCACGAGCCUCCUCACUGACAAGUUCUGCACCGGCUAUGGCGCCGCAGCCGCUUGCAAAGGGGACAGCGGUGGCCCCUUCACCACAUCCUACAACACGUGGUUCCUCUUGGGGAUUGUAAACUGGGGCGAGGGCUGUGCUGAACAAGGAAAAUACGGUGUCUAUACAAGAGUAUCCAAUUACAUCCUGUGGAGCAAAGAGAUUGUGGAAAGCAUGGCAGAUUUGGAAAACUUUACCAUUAACUUUUCUUAAAGCUGGUAUUAAUACCCGGGACAAUUCUAUUAUGACAGUUUUACUCGAUGACACUUUGCAGUUCCUGUCCUUAGCAAUGUAAAAUUAAAACUUUCCAAGAAAUUUUGAGUCACAUAGAAUCACAGAAUGUUAGGUGGUGGAAGGGAAUCUCUGAAGAUCAACAAGUCCAGCUCCCCUGUUUUGUCUGUUUACCAUAACCUGUUAAACUGCUCAUUCAUUAUUACUGAGUAGAACACUUGUGUACAAUAAAGAACCAUUUUGCAGAUGACAAAGGAGACAACUACAGCCUCUCUUAAUGUAAAUUCUAGCAGAAAGGGAGAAAAACAGUUUUCUGUGUCCCAAGCCCACACACACCCCUUACAGCAGCAAAUGUCUCUCUAUGUGACUGAGUUGCUCAGGGAAGGAGGUGCAGUUCUGGCAGUGACAUCUGUGCUGAACACCACAGCUGGGGCCAUGAAGUUUUGUCACCAACUACAACUGUUACCUCAAGUGCAACUGGGUUUACUAAUUACAAGUGUUUUCCAAUACAAAACCAGUGUCCAUAUGUUUGUUACAAACUGCACCUGAGGAGGGAACCCACCCAACUGUGGCUGGAGAAACAAUAGGUUUGUGUGACAGAACUCUGAAAGACAUUGAUUCCUGGGGGCUGUGGGAGAAGGAAGGCUGCACAGCAGGGGCAGCCCUGCUGGUGGGGAGGGAAGGUGUGAAGAUGGGCUGUGUGCUCCUACCCCAGUGAAACUACAACACAGAGCGCUGAUGUACCAGCAGGAAGAAAACCCUUUUCUUUAUUGUGGACACCCCCCCACCCCUCACAGACAGAAUUUACCUCUCCCAGUAUUUGAUGAAAACCAGUAAUUCAGACACUCAUGAACAUGUGGUUGGGAGAAAGACAACAAUCACCAAACAGCAAGAAAGAGCUUUUCCAUCAUCCUCAAAGCACAGGAAGAUGGACCAUGCACACCCAGCCAACUCCCUGAGAGGGGGAAGUCCCCAUGUCAUGAGAAUGCAGGUGCAACACGGUACCUGUGGGGCAGAGUAACAGCCACAGCCCAUCAUCCCCUUGGAGCAUCUCCACUCCUGCGCUCAUACAAUGAUCUUUCUCUGCUGCUUUUUUCUGCUGCAAUUAACAGGUCUUUGCAACCCAUGUCAAAAGAGCUUUUGAUUUUGUGACCUUUCAAUUCACUGUUAAGCUUUAAUUAAAAAAACAAAACAAAACAAACAUCAA